AUGGAAGUCGACUUUCCCACACAGCCUACCAGGCUUGCUUCGACACAUGCCGGAGGAGACACCAUAAUCACAGCACCUCCAGAUGAUGUCUACAGCCUCGACGACUUCUUGGCGACCCACCAAGCUGAACACGAUGCACGUGCAGCCGCGCGUGAAGCAGCAGAUGUACCACUAGUAAAGAAGAGCAAGCAAAGCCAUAGCUCGAUACCACCCCAUCCAGUCGCUGUUGGUGCACGGUCUUCCAAACACACCAUUCUGCUCCACGAAAAAUACCAAGCACUCGCCAUCCCACAGCCAGAAUUUACCUAUGGCGGGAGCAGCGACACCAGGUGGACAGUGGAGGUCAGUUUUCCAGGACUGGCAAACGCAGAAGAGCUUCAGGGUUUGAAACAGGACGGCCGGUUCAAUAGUAAGCAGGAAGCCAAGGAAGCAGCAAGUAAGACUGCACUAGCUAUACUGGAACAGCUGGAACAAGCAGGGCGUGUGACCAAGGCUGGCAAAGCCAAAAAGCCAAAGGGCGAGCCAGCAUGCCAUGCACCAAAAGAGAAAGAAGAGCCAGGCGAGAACUACGUUGGCCAGCUCCUUGAGUUCCAGCGCUCAACUUCUGCUCCACAACCGACGUACACCGACUACCAACUUGGCACCCGCUGGGCCUGCCUCAUGGAAAUCGAAGGCCACCCCGCCCCCUUCGGCUCCCUCGAUUCCCUCUUCGGCUCCAAGAAGAUCGCACGCCAACACGCCGCCGGCUGCGCAGUCUCGCACUUCAAGGACGAAGGGCUCUGGCCCGAAGAGUUCACCGACGUUGGCGGCAUCAAGAAGCGUAAAGUAGCACCUACCAACGCUACCUCAUCAUCCCUCAACGAGCGCAAAGCUAGCGUUGCAUCUAGCAGCCCUGGCUCCGGCUCUGCGACACAGCAGGUCGCCUCGCUCUCCGUACUCCUCAAUCUCGGCACGCCCGAGUGGCGCUACAUGAACGAGAGCCCUGCCGUCCCGGAUAUCCACACUGUCAGCUGCUACUUUAAGAACGGCGGUGCGCACGAGGGUCCGAUCGGCGAGGUGCGGAAUAUCUUCGGGAAGAAGAGAGCCAAGGAGGAGUGCGCCCGCUUGACGCUGCAGUAUCUGACUCAGCUGAAGGAGAAGCGGGAGGAGGUUGGACGCAGACUGAUGGCGGGUAUUGCGGGGGGGGAGGGGGUUGCGGGUGUGGCUGUAGGGAAAGCUAUGGAUGGCGAGAAGAAGGGGGCGGAUAGGAACGUCAUGGAGGAUUUGGAUGAUGAAUUGGAUAUCUACGAGGAUGCUAUGGAGCACUGA
Ascochyta rabiei is the source of this 1308-nucleotide messenger RNA. RefSeq lists its product as uncharacterized. Bases 1 to 1308 code for a protein of 435 amino acids. Lineage: Eukaryota; Fungi; Ascomycota; Dothideomycetes; Pleosporales; Didymellaceae. The record is from RefSeq and is a predicted model, not a curated record. The transcript is spliced from 2 exons.